Messenger RNA from Naegleria fowleri, 1668 nucleotides. RefSeq lists its product as uncharacterized. The record is from RefSeq and is a predicted model, not a curated record. Lineage: Eukaryota; Heterolobosea; Eutetramitea; Acrasida; Naegleriidae. The coding region runs from base 1 to 1668 and encodes 555 amino acids. The transcript has 2 exons.
AUGCCCUUCUACUUUGGUUCACUCGAUGCAAGAUCCCCAUCACUUCUCCCCAAUGAAAUUAAAUUACAAAGCUCGAAUGAAUUUAUCAGUGACAAGGCUCAAUGGUUACGCACUUUGGAUCGAAUUCUUGACAUUAGGUCCGAAUUUAAAGAAUAUCUUUUACAAACGGAUUCAUCCUCUCUCCAUCAAUUAUUGGAAUGUCAUGAAUUGAAACAUGGUCUUCCAGUGAUUCAUUCUCAGAAUGACGUGAUGAAAUAUUUAUCAUCCAUUCCUUUUAUUAUGAAAUUAAAAAAGAAAGAUCCAUCGAGUGAUGGUUUUAUGAAUUUUGAUGAACGAUUUGAAGUGUUAAAAAAGAUUACAAAAAUGUUUCUAGUCACUCUGGAAGGAUUACAUGAAAUUCAUCGAUAUUUGAACAAUACCAACGAUAAUUCUGAACAACAAGAAUAUUUUAUUAAUUCCUUAUUUCACUUCCGUAUUCGAAGUGUUACUCUAUUUCCAUAUUUUCCAAAUUUCACCUCGGACAAUCAAGAGGAGUAUCUCCAAAAGGAAAUUGCGAAUGAUCCUAAAAAGGUCAUUUUGGUGGUGGAGCAUUGGGCCAUUCCACCACGAAAUGUCUCAAAUCAUAAAAUCUAUGCAAGUGGUGGUGGUACGAGUGGUGGUGACCAUUUAAAGAGAAUUCGAUUGAGUUUGUUGAAUACUCCGAUUUAUCCAAUCACGGUGAGGGAAUGGAAUGAGAAUUCGAUUGAAGUGGAACCAGGAUAUCCUCAUUACCAUCAGGAAAAACAUGGAUCUGCCACCUUCAAGAGCACCUCUUUGAUUGGACAAUUAUACGACAUGAUUAUGAGUGAAAUUCAAAACGAAACAAAUUUUGCAACUCCUCAUCCAGAAAUAAUCAUCACCGCAUUAGAUGAUCGUGAUUAUAUUUAUGUGUCAUGUCUCUAUGAAAUUAAGAAGGCUCUUUCUUGCAAGGAGAAUCCUCUCGAUACAUUCAUGCAUUUCCUUCUCACACGGUGGAAUUUGAUUCACAAAGGAAAACAUACCAUUCAAUAUGCGAGUGAAUUUUUGAACAUUUUUUGGAGAGUGUUGUGUUGGGUGGAAUUAUUUUCUUGUUGUUUCCAUUAUCAUUCAUCUAAUGGUUCGAAUGAAAAUGAUGUGAGUUGUAGUUCAACAAUGAACACUGAAAGAAUCACCAUUCGAAUCCAUGUAUUGAAUUCUUGUUUGGAAGAUUUGAGCCCACACGAUCAAGAGACUCUUCUCAACGAGUUUAUAAACUCUUCCACCACAACCUCCAAUAAGGAAAUUCGAGUCAUGACCUUAAUGGGAAUUGAUUCUGUUCCUUUGGAAUGGGAGAGAAAGAGUUCAGUAUUGGAAAGCGAUCGAUCCAAGACUCAUAUUUAUGAAAUCACUGACACCUCCUGCAUGACAUCACCCUCUACGAUGGCAUGGAUUUUGGAACAAGUGAUUGAAUCCUCAUUGAGAAUGCAAGUCGAAUUGGGUUUCCAUUUGCAUGAUUUAAUGAAAAAAUAUUUCAUGAUGAUGGAGAAGAAUCAAAGAGAAGAUUAUUACUACGAGUUCAAUCUUUCUAAAGCUCUAUUGAAGAAACUUUUAGAACAACAAGGAUUUGAAAAGGAAUUCCCAAAAACAUUCUCUCACCUUUGCACCAAAUAA